Messenger RNA from Pecten maximus, 3894 nucleotides. RefSeq lists its product as uncharacterized. The record is from RefSeq and is a predicted model, not a curated record. The transcript is spliced from 7 exons. Gene Ontology annotation, molecular function: protein binding; DNA-binding transcription factor activity, RNA polymerase II-specific; RNA polymerase II cis-regulatory region sequence-specific DNA binding. NCBI's taxonomy places the organism in Eukaryota, Metazoa, Mollusca, Bivalvia, Pectinida, Pectinidae. Gene Ontology annotation, biological process: regulation of DNA-templated transcription. Bases 201 to 3458 code for a protein of 1085 amino acids.
GUAGAUAUCUGCCAGUACCUAUUUCAUUCUAAAAAAUGUAUGAAACAUAUAAAUGGUUUCAAGUUUGAAUAGAAUAACCUGGUAAUACAUUACUGUAUACAAAUGAAACAAUAUUAAUUAUGGAAGUUAUCUGCCCUUUGUUAGGAGUCGCGACAUUUCUAAACACAGCGUCUUCCUGAAGGAAGACAUUGAAAGGAAAAAUGGAUCAGAAUCAAAAUGCUAAUAUACAGUACCAUUUUGCCCAGCCAACUGGGGAGAUAGUGGAAGGUGCAGACCCUGGUGGUGGGCAGCCUGUUGUCGCUCUGCAGAGAAUCCUGGACAACCAACAAGUCAUCUACACGACUAAUGAGGGUGAUGGUCAUUUACAGGUAUAUCACCAUGAUGCCAGUCAAGCUAUACAGGGUCUGGAAGGCCAGGACACCAUUGUGUUUCUUGAUGAGGGAAUGGAGGUAGAGACCGAGACUGAGGUCGCCACAGCAUCCGAGGCUGUCGAGGCUGUCAAGUAUAUUGACCAUGGUGAAAAUCAGAUGCAAAAAAUCAUCAUCCAGGUGGCACCACAGGACCAAGAGGUCAGACAGGAGCCCCAACGUAUCGUAAUUCCAGGCUUGGAGAAUUAUGUAGUACAAUUGGCUGAGCAAGAUCAAACAGCAGGAAAUGUCCAUCUUUAUCAAAAUAUACAGCCGAAAACUGUAUACCCAAAGGUAGCCAUUAAAGGUCCUGAUAAAACCGCACAUAAGUCCCAGCCAUUAAUAUUAAAACCUCCACAAAUCAUCCAACAAAGCACAAGCCAAUCAACCAGACCUGAGGCUACAGGUGUCGGUCAGAGUGACACUUCACAACAGCCAAAAGUAGUGAUUAGCCAAAAACAAGUUAAACACCAGAAAAAACGACCAACACCACAGAAUGAAAAUACAGAGUACAUCUAUGUUUCUAGAGUGCUUGCUUCUUCUAAAGAUGAGACUAGUGAAACCGGGAAAUCAGUAUAUAACACUAUUAAAGUUUACAAAUCCAUGCCGAAAAAGGUUGAUGAGAAACAGACUGAAGGAAUGUCUUCACAGCAAGGAAGAUUCAAACAGGUAGCACCUACACCUGAAUCAGAACAGAAGGCAGCAAAUUCAUCACAUCAGGUGACACCACCAUCACAAAAGGUGACACCACCAUCACAACAGAUGACAGUGGUGGAAGCACCAUCACAACAGGUGACUGUGGUGGAAGCACCACCACAACAGAUGACAGUGGUGGAAGCACCACCACAACAGGUGACAGUGAUGGAAGCACCAUCACAACAGGUGACAGUGGUGGAAGCACAAUCACAACAGGUGACAGUGGUGGAAGCAUCAUCACAACAGAUGACAGUGGUGGAAGCACCACCACAACAGGUGACAGAGGUGGAAGCACCAUCACAACAGGUGGCAGAACGAUCACAGCAUGUCUCAGAAAUUCCACAUCAGACAGAAGAAACAUUGCAACAGUUGGCAGUAUCAACAUCAGUGCAGGAAAUGGAAAUGAUUUCAAAACAGUCUUCACAACAAUUACAAUCAGGUUGUAAAUCUUAUCCCAAAUCACCAAGAAUUGUUUCUGUGCUUGGAGCUAGUAAAAAUAUCAUCAGGAAAGGUGGCAAUAUCUUUAAAGUAGAUCCAGUAUCAAAGAAGAUCAUUUUUGAACCACCUUCUCCAGAGGAUACAAAUAAGGUUGCAAGUUUGGAAGGAAGCUUAAAGGAUCUAAAUUCUGAAAAUGCAGAUAAAAUCAACAAUCAUGAUGAUGAAGAGUCAGAUGUUGAUGAUGAAGAGGAACCUGUAGCAAAGGCUAAACCAUAUGAGAACCUAGAGAGAGUAACCACUGGGAAGAGAAAGGGAAGCUGGAAAAAGAAACCAAAAAGCAAGAAAAAUAAAUCCCAAUGUCAUUUUAAUCCCAAAGAUGUAGCCCCACCACCAAAACAGCCAACAAAAUCCAAAAAGCAAGAUAAAACUAAGGGUAAAAAGCUGCCUAAAGACAAAUCUAAUUCUAAAAGUAUGUUUAGUUUGGACCCAGAUAUUCAGAUUAAGCAGGAAGUUGUAGAGGAGGAUAGUGAAAUGUUACCCAAGCAGAAGACAAUUGAAGAGGAAGAAGAAGAGUUGGAAGAUAAGAAAUGCCGAAUGUGUCUAGCCCUUCACAAUGCAGAAUGUCCGUUGAUGCGUAGGCGAGUUAGGACAAGUAUAGGUGACAAUGUUAUUUGUUUAAAUUCCACAAUGCUUUCCUUACAGACCAUCCCCAAAGAGUUUAUACUCAGUAGGAGAGAUGGACAUGGUCUCAGCGUGUUUGCAUCAGACAUCAUUGUUAAAGGCACACACUUUGGACCUUUGGUGGGAGAAAAGAUGACAUUUGAAGAGAUUUCACAUAAAAUGGACUUCACACACCUGUGGCUUAUUGAGACGGAGGAGACAAUAAGUGCAGUGGAUAAGAAAAAGAUUAAAUACAAUUUCAUCAGUACAUACAAUGAGAUGACAAGUAACUGGUGCAGAUAUCUGAGACCUACUCUGAAUGCACAGGAAUGUAACGUGAUUAGCUACUGUAAAAACGAGGAGAUUUUGUUUGUAGCCAGGGAGGACAUACAGGAGGGUGAAGAAUUGAUCGUGUAUUUCCGCUUCAUUGAAGACCUCCAUAAUGAGCUAUGGUUUGCUGACCUGUGUAACCGUGUUGAGAAGCUGUGUAAGAGAUGUGAUGUGGUAUACACAAACCUUGUCAGCUAUGUAAAGCAUGUCCAGGUGUUCCAUCCAUACUCGCUCAAAAAACUCAAGGCCAUCUGCAAGGAGUGUGGUUUGGUGUUAGAGAGUACCGGAGAACUGACUACACACUGUAAGGAAGAACAUCAAGGCAAUGGGGCCUUUAUAUGUAAAGACUGUGGUAAACAAUUCCCCAUUCCACGUGGUCUACAUCAACAUCGCAAGUUCUUCCACAUCAUUGAGGGCAAUUUUCCAUGUGAACAUUGUGGAAAGUGUUUCUUCAACAAGUUCAAACUAAAAAACCACAUGCGGAAUAAGCAUUCAGGGAAGGAGCACAAAUGCAAUGUCUGCAAAAAGGUUGUUGGGUCUCAAAAUGCCCUAAAUCGCCAUCGCAAGUCACAUACUCGUGAAGGUUACAAGUUUACAUGUGAUCGAUGUGGAAAGUCUUGUCGUGAUAACAGUAAUUUACGAUCUCACAUGUUAACACAUGUCAAAGCAAGAAAGUUUCCUUGCACAGUGGCAGGUUGUGUGAUGAGAUAUGGGUCCAAGGUUGCUUUACAAAUGCACUAUGCCAAAACCCAUCUUCUUUCUGCAGAACAGAUUAAAGUACAUAUGAUUAACAUGACGAACCCAGAAGAACAGAAUGAAUUGGAUCAUUCAGAGCAGGAGAACAUGACAGGAGUUUUUUCUGGUACGCAGACUGAAAUUGUCUACGAGUUAGAAAGUGAGAAUGAUGAGUGGAGUGACUACGUCUAGGAAAUAUGAAAGAAAACAUUUUCAUUGACAUCCUAUUGUAUAUAAUAUAUCACUGUAAUUAUUCCAUCUUUUAGAGCAGACUGUUACAAAUGAACAAUGCAUGAUUCCUUACAUUUCAAGUACACUCUGUUCAAAGUCAUCAAAGCUUGAUCACUUUUGAGUGAAUAAGCUAAUUUUUUCUUCCAUUCAAAUAUCUACGGAUAUUCCUUAUAAAUGUAAAUGAGUUACAUGUUAAUUUUAAGUUGGACACGUUAAAACUGAAGAGAUUAUUGUCCACCACUUUACAAGUUUUGGAUAGGAUUGUAUCACUAAUAGGAUACAUUUGUAGCUGUGUCUUGAAAUAUAUCCUAUAUAUUGUUGUAGAUUAAAUUGUUUAAGUUGUAUCUGUUUACAUUUCAGCUGAACUUUUACCAUUAAUAAAUUCAUUCCAUCUCAC